Molecule: messenger RNA, 1420 nt
Organism: Perognathus longimembris pacificus (Pacific pocket mouse)
Lineage: Eukaryota; Metazoa; Chordata; Mammalia; Rodentia; Heteromyidae
Gene: Hspb6
Product: heat shock protein family B (small) member 6
Exons: 3
Coding region: 268-816 (182 amino acids)
Biological process (GO): protein refolding; response to heat
Molecular function (GO): protein folding chaperone; structural constituent of eye lens
Source: RefSeq, a predicted model, not a curated record
UUAGAGGGUCACAUUAUGUUCUCUACACCGGCAAAGGCCCGCCCCUUAGUAUGCCUUAGUUUCUCUUUCAGAAAGAUGGAAAAAAAAAAAAAAUCGAAUCGACUUUUUCCCCGGGGUCCUCUCUGAAGCAUCCAGUAGGCGCCUAAUAAAUGGCUAAGUCGUUACCGGGGUUUCUAAAUAAGGAUACCGAUGGCGGAGUCUGGCCACAUUCCAGAUGUCCCCAAGAGGCCCGGCCGAGGGGCUGGCACCGGGGCGGGCGCACUAUAAAUGAGCUGCUGGGGACGAAGGGGAACGGCAGAGCCCGGGCGGCGGCGGCAGAGCAACAGGAUGGAGAUCCCGGUGCCAGUGCAGCCCCCUUGGCUGCGUCGAGCUUCGGCGCCACUGCCGGGAUUUUCUACCCCCGGACGUCUCUUUGAUCAACGUUUCGGCGAAGGGCUGCUGGAGGCCGAGCUGGCUGCCCUCUGCCCGGCCGCGAUCGCCCCUUAUUACCUGCGGGCCCCCAGUGUGGCACUGCCCACGGCCCAGGUGCCCACGGAUCCUGGCCAUUUCUCGGUACUGUUGGACGUGAAGCAUUUCUCGCCGGAGGAAAUCGCUGUCAAGGUGGUUGGUGAUCACGUCGAGGUGCAUGCGCGCCACGAGGAGCGCCCGGACGAGCAUGGGUUCAUCGCCCGCGAAUUCCACCGCCGCUACCGCCUGCCUCCCGGCGUGGACCCCGCAGCCGUGACCUCGGCGCUGUCCCCCGAGGGCGUCCUGUCCAUCCAGGCCGCACCAGCUUCAGCCCAGGCCCCGCUGCCGUCCCCAACCGCUGCCAAGUAGGGGAUGGGGCCGCCUGAACCCCGAGGGCCACUUUGGCUCUUUUUUAAAAAGCCGAUCUGACUCCGCCCAGCCAGACACCCCGACAGCGCCAAGACAGCCCCUGCGCCCGGCCAGCCUCAACCCAGCACCCCGCCCUCUAGGACUCCCUCCUGCGUUCCUUCUCCUAUGAAAUAUCUGCCUUCCUCUCCGCCCCCCACAAGCUACAGCGCAGGCUAGUCAGGCAAAAACUUCCUCUCCCCUCCACAUGCCCCACCCAGACGGCAGGCCUAUCCCCAAGACUGGAUUCUGCCCUCAGAGACACUCCACUACCCCAAGCCCAUUUUCAGACCUGAAACCCUAACCACUCACCCAUACUCUUGAAUUCCUUUUGGACCCCUUAACCCUGCGAUACCUAUACCAGGCCAACCGGGACCCCCAACUUCAAACUGUAGACUUCGCAGGCUAGGUGUGUGUGCUAGACCCACCUCCCCAACUCACCAGCAGCUUUGUCCUGAAUCUCAGCCCCUGCAGCCUGAUAAGAUAUUCUAGACAUGGCCCUGCAGCUCCAAAUACUCCAUUCCCACAGCCUGUCUCCCUGUCACCUAAUAAAGAUGCUAGGCCUGUG